UUCUUUUUGUUGGGGGUAGCAGUUGCUCUGACGUCAUUGAACCGCGUCCUCCUCCUCUGCGGUUUCCGGCGCUCGCCCGCGCGGAGCGGGUGGGCAGGGGCCUUCCACAACCCCUCCGCCAGGCACAGCUCCCCGCCUCCCUCCGCAGGGGUGGGAGGCUCUCGGCACGACGCCGGCGAUGGCUUCGAGGCGCGCAGAGGCGGUGGCACCGCGGGUGGUAGAGCUGGAGGAGGAGCUGCGGAGUCUGGCGGAGGAGCUGAGCCGGUGCCAGGCUGAUAAAGAAUUUGUAUGGUCCCUGUGGAAACAUCUCCAAGUGUCGAGUCCAGAUCUUACUCAAGCUGUCAGCUUGGUUGUAGAAAGAGAAAAGCAGAAAGCUGAAGUCAAGGACAGAAGGGUUUUAGAGAUUUUGCAAGCCAAAGACAGUAAAAUAGAAAGCCUAGAACAGAGACUCACAGGACAGCAGCAGGAGAUAAACAACUUAAUGCAAAGAAAAUUUGCUGUGGAUGAGGAAAAUGCCCAUUUGAAGAACGAAUUCAGUAACUUGAACCAGAAAUUUAAAGAUAAAAGCCAAGAACUUAAGGACACUGAGGAGUGUGCACAGAAGAAGGAAGAGCAAAACAGACUGGUUAUAAAAAACCUGGAGGAGGAAAAUAAAGGAUUAAAUACAUGCUGUGCUGACCUGCUAAAUGACCUGGAGAAACUGAGGAAGCGGGAGGUACAAUGGAAAACAGAAAAAUCUGGCAGUGAUGCCAGGAUAAAGAAUUUGGAAACUGAUUUAGCAGAAGCAAAAGAACAAGUGAAAGAGUUGCGCAGGAUAUGCAGUAACUUGUCAUCUCAAGUAGCUGUGAAACAAGAACUCUCCCAAAAGGACUGUGAUGUGAUCAGGGCUAAAAAUGAGUUACAGGUGCUGCAGAAUCUUUACAGACAAAACAUUGAACAUACAGCACAGCAGGCUGAACUGAUAAAGCAGCUUCAGGCUCUCAUUGCAGUUACACAAAAAGUACUGAAAGACCAAGAAGAUGCUCACACAGUUGAAAUGACAUCAUAUCAAAAACUUUAUAAUGAAUUGUCUUCAUGUUUUGAAGCUGUUAAAACAAGUGAAAUUCAACUGCGGCAAAACUAUGCCACCCUUCAGGAUCAAUUACUUGAAAAAGAUCAAAAGAUUUGUCAGUUACAAGAGCAACUUCAGGAUGCUCACGAUGCUUUAAAUACAGUACAUCAGAAUUCUUCGCCAAAAGGUGAAGAACAGGUAUGUCAACAGCCUUCUUUCAAUGAGCUAGAGUGCCUUACUACAAUGCAAAAAUAUGAAAUCAAACUUUUACAGGAAAAACUGAAAAAAACAAGUCUUAACCUAGCAGAGCAUAAUUUGUACAUUAAAGAUAGCCUGGAACGCAAAACUAUAAGGAGGAGAAGAAAGCAUGAGGAACCACCUGUGAAACGUUCAAGGUCUCUGUCCCCAAAGAGCUCUUUUAGAGAGUCAGAGGAGCUAAGGAAGCUUAAAAUAGCUGAAAGGAAGAUUGAAAACUUAGAGAAGACACUGUGGCUAAAGACACAAGAAACUGAUGAGCUAAGAUCAGCCCAUGAAAAACACAAAGAGAGGCUGCAGAUGUUACAGACCAACUACAGAGUACUAAAAGAGCAAUUAAAGCAGUGGGAAGACGGUGAUAGCAGACUAAAUCUUGAAGAUGAAUUGUAUCAGAUGAAAGGACAUCAAUCUGUAGAGAUGCUUUUUAGACUUAGUGAAGAUGAUGGGGUCAAGAACGGUACUGCAAAGAGGGAUACGAAAGAAGUUUCACAUCGGACAUUACAGAAGGUACAACAACUGGAAAGAAGAUUCAAGGCUAUUGAGGGGGAAUUAAAGAAACAGAGAGAAGUAAAUGAAGAGUUACUAAAGGAGAGAGAUUCUUUGAAAGCAUCUUUAAAAUUGCAAAAGGAAGAUGCAGACACAAGAGAACAAAAGCUGGAAACGCUACAUAAGAGGAUUUGUGAGAUAAAAAAAGACAAAGCAGAACUUCAGUUAGUGAUUGGUAAGGAAGAAAAAGAAGUUGCCUCUUUGAAGAGGCAAGUGGCAGAAGCUAACAGGUUGAGAAAUGAAAAUGAAGAUCUGCUGAGUCAAGUGCAGGAGCUGAAGUGUUUGCUGGAUGGAGCCAAAGCAAUGGCAACCUCUGGGCAAUGUAAUUGCAAGAUAACAGGCACCAAGGUUAAAUUAAAAACAGCCAAAAAACAGACCUCUUUGGGACAUCAUGGAGCUUUUCUGAAACAGUCCAACAAGGUUAUGAGUAAUGUAUUUGAGAACUUCAGUAAGGACGGCUGGGAGGAUGUGAGUGAAAGCAGUGACUCUGAAAUACCAACAUCUGAAAGUCUGGAAACAGUGAUUAUGAAGACAGUGCAAAACAUUGAUCCACUGCCAGGCAGAAGUAAACAACAGGGAAAAAAGCAAAUACAAGAUAGUCAAAAGCCCUGCAACAUUGUUCAUUUAGAAGGCAAAACCCAGCAGUAUAAUAAAAAGAGCUACUCACUGAAUAAAGACCUAGAAAAGUUACAUUCCAAGAGGAGGAAGAUCUCUUGGCUCCUAACAUCUUAUCCAUCAAUUCAAAGCAAAGCAAACAGAGCGAAAAGGAGAAAUAUCAUUGUCCAGAAAGCAGGCUACUCUGCUACUCCACUGCCGGAAAGAAUUAAGUCAUUGCAGCAGCAGAUAGCUGCUUUACAGAAUGAAAAAAAGGAAGCAGUGUCUUCUGUGGAGAGAUUUAAAGAAACUAAUGAAAAACUAACAACUCAGCUACGUUUGGCUGAUCAGAGACUUCAAAGUAGUAAAGUGACCAUAGAGGUGCUGACCUCCAACAUGGCCAAGUGGCAACAGGAGAAGGAAAAUUUACGAAGAUUAUUGAAGUUGAGAGAACACCUGUCUCAAGCUGCUGGCAAGAGUGAAACCACACCAGCUUCUUCAAAAAACAUUGAUUUAGAGAUGAAACAGCUGCAGUGCAAACUUAAGAAUUCGAAUAAUGAAAUCACUAAGCAAUCGACCACCAUUAAGUCACUAAAAAACGAAGUCCAGGAAAAAGAACAACGGAUUCGGGAACUACAAGCUAAGAUUUCACAGUUGGAGAGAAACCUUUAUAUGAAACGACAGUUCAUAGAAGACCUAAAAUCUCGUCUAAAAGCAAAUCAGGAAAAAGAGAAAACCUGUAAUGAAACAUUAGAAAAUCUUGAGAGAAAGGUAAAAGCACUGAGUGAAGACUGUUCAAACAAAAAAACUUCCAUUGACUCACUGAAACAAAGACUUAGGAUUGCUGCAAAAGAAAAGUCUCAGUAUGAGCACAUGUUUCACAAAGCUAAAGAUGACUUGGAGAAAAAGGAUCUCGAGCUUACCAGUCUUGAGAGCAAAAUGACUGAGACCGAAUAUGCCAUGACUGAACUUGAGACUGCUGCAUCUCAACAACUGCAAGACUUGGCUAAGCAGAGUGGACAGGCUUUUGAAACUGUACAGAAGAAGCUGCAGCUCACCAGUGACAAAGUAGAAGAGUUCAUGACAUUUGUGAAGGCUUUAACCAGAGAGUUACAGCAGAGCGUACAAGAGCUGAGAACAAAAAUCAAACAGGCAAAAAAAAAGGAAGAAAUGAGAGCAAGUAAAAAGAGUCUUUUGCAAGAGUCUGUUCAGUUGGCAGCAUCUAUCCUUAAUGUUUCAACAACUGAUCUUGAGGAGAUAUUAGAAGUAGAAGAUGAUAAGGAAACAGCAAACAAAAAAAUGGAAUUUGAAAAAGAUAAAGAAUGGCUGCAGUAUAUACAGAAACUUCUUGAAGCACAGUUUCCUUUUGCCUCAUGCUUAAUGGAUGCCAUACUGGAAAAAUUAAAUGAGAAGAAGAAACUGGUAGAAGAGUACAGUUCUCUCAUGAAACACACUGUAUGAUACUGCUAAGACCUAUCUUUGCAAAGUGUGACAAAGAUAUGUGUAUUGUCUCAUGUCUUUCCUCCUCACAUGAAGAACUGUCAAUAUGUGUGUUCAAUACAUAAGUAGAAGCCGCAAACUAAUUAAUUGUUGAACAAGAGGAAUUAACUACAUUCCUAGUGAGAAUGAAGAGUAGUGUUUGAUUCCUGAGGACAAAAAUUGCUGUAAAUCAGCAUGAAGUAAAAAAUUCAUUUCCUUUAAAUGAGUUAGCAGUGAACACCAGUUUGGGCUUUGUAGAGAGAGGAUGGUUCUGAUACAACCAAUACACAUCUGUACAAUUCAGAAAGUGCAAAAAGCAGCAAAGUAAUUCCUAGUUGUACUAGUCAGAACAGGAGAAGCAGGAUUUACGAACGAACUGGAAAUAUCACUGGAAUUUUGAAUACCUAUUUUCUUUUAGCUUCUUUGUAAAUCCCAGACUUAUGAUUUAUGCUACAUAAAAUGGUAUGCUUCUGAUGUGUUGGAAAAAAUGAGAAAAUUAAUGAUUAUAGAGAAAAAAAGUGUUCGAUGUAGAGUAAUGGGGAAAGCUGAAUUUUCUUGAGUGUUGGAAUGUAUUCUGUACAAUGUAUUUAAUGCCAUUUUUAAAAUUCAAUACAAUGAAGUUAUUUU
Molecule: messenger RNA, 4552 nt
Organism: Colius striatus (speckled mousebird)
Lineage: Eukaryota; Metazoa; Chordata; Aves; Coliiformes; Coliidae
Gene: CNTLN
Product: centlein
Exons: 26
Coding region: 179-3907 (1242 amino acids)
Biological process (GO): protein localization to organelle; centriole-centriole cohesion
Cellular component (GO): centriole; centrosome
Source: RefSeq, a predicted model, not a curated record